GCGUAUUGAUGUAGUGGACGACAACAUCCCUGCUGCUGAGUUGCAAUGUUUGUCCAGUUAGCCUGUCAUGAUGCGACAAUAGUCGUUUGUGAAUAUACAGUUCGUUGAAAAUAUUCUUUCUUUGCUAUUAAGUUCUAUGAUUUACUAUGAAGCUAACACGGAAGCUGGUGCUCGCUAAGGCGAAGGCCUCCGACCUGGAGAGCGUAAAGAAACUGAACUGCUGGGGAUGCAACCUGACUGACAUUUCUAUCUUCUCUCAAAUGCCCAACAUUGAGGUGCUAACACUGAGUGUCAACAGCAUCUCGUCUCUGUCUCCUCUGGCUGGCUGUCUGUCUCUGACUGAGUUGUACCUGAGGAGGAACACCAUUCCUUCCCUCUCUGAGCUCUCUCACCUGCGUCCGCUGACUCGUCUCAGAGUCCUCUGGUUGGCUGAGAAUCCCUGUUGUGGAACUGACUCCAGCCAAUAUCGGCUCACUGUCCUACGAUGUCUGCCUCGCCUUCAGAAACUUGACAACCAAGUAGUGACAGAGGAUGAGAUCUCACUGGCUCUCAUGGAAGGCGAGGAGGUCACCACACCUCCAGGUAGCAAUCAGAACCAGCUUUCCUCCAACGGACUUCCAGACGCAGAGACAGAGAAUGACCCGCUGAAUUACAACAUGGAGGAGACAAACAAAAUCAGAGAAGAGUUGGGGAUGAAGCCUCUCUCUAGAGACAAAUUCUCCUCUCCUUCAUCUCCAUCAACCAGAGAAAACAAACUAUCAAUGAGAAAGUCACACACUCUUGAUGCAGUUCUGCUGCUGCUGAGGGAUUUGGAUGAAGAGGAGCUUCAUAUUGUGCACACAGCCACACAGAACAGACUCCAGACGUACACACUCGACUCAGAAACAUUCAAAGAUUCACAGCAGACGCAGAAAACCGCUGAAAUCCAGCACUGAUGUUUCCCAGCAUGCGCUCAGGGCCAACACCUCACUCCCCUUUACAUGUUUAACCCCAAACCUCAGUCUCCAUUCAUUCUGCUGUCUGUAACCAGCAUGAAGUGAUUUAACUCCACUAUCUCUUUUCCCUUUCUGGUCCAGUUUUCCAAUGUGGACGAAUACUGAAUCUAUCCCCUUGCUUUCUUGUUUUUUGUACUUUUUAAAUGGCUGCAUGCCUUUCUGCCUUGUAAGAACAAAAGAAUGUAUGUUUUGCUAAAUGUAAAUCUAUUUCUAUAAUUAAAGAGAAUAAGCAGCAAUAAAUUUA
This is a messenger RNA of Acanthochromis polyacanthus (spiny chromis), 1239 nucleotides long. RefSeq names its product cilia and flagella associated protein 410 (gene cfap410). Bases 147 to 935 code for a protein of 262 amino acids. Gene Ontology annotation, molecular function: protein binding. The record is from RefSeq and is a predicted model, not a curated record. Lineage: Eukaryota; Metazoa; Chordata; Actinopteri; Pomacentridae. The transcript is spliced from 7 exons. Gene Ontology annotation, biological process: mRNA splicing, via spliceosome; cytoskeleton organization. Gene Ontology annotation, cellular component: U4/U6 x U5 tri-snRNP complex.